AUGCCUCAGACUGUCCCCACCGCCAGCAAGCUGCUCGACCUGCUCAGCUUGAAGGGCAAGGUCGUCGUCGUCACCGGCGCUUCCGGCCCCCGGGGCAUGGGUAUCGAGGCCGCUCGCGGUUGCGCCGAGAUGGGCGCCGACGUUGCCAUCACCUACGCCUCGCGAAAGGAGGGCGCCGACAAGAACGUCGAGGAGCUGACCAAGGACUACGGCAUCAAGGCAAAGGCCUACAAGUGCAACGUCGCCGACUUCAAGAGCUGUGAGCAGCUUGUCGCUGAUGUCCUCAAGGACUUCGGCAAGAUCAACGGCUUCGUCGCCAACGCCGGUGCCACUGCCGACUCCGGUAUCAUCGACGGCUCCAAGGAGGACUGGGACCACGUUAUCCAGACCGACCUGAACGGCACCGCUUACUGCGCCAAGGCUGUUGGCCCUCACUUCAAGAAGCAGGGCAGCGGCUCCUUCGUCAUCACCGCCUCCAUGUCCGGCCACAUCGCCAACUACCCCCAGGAGCAGACCUCGUACAACGUCGCCAAGGCCGGCUGCAUCCACAUGGCCAAGUCGCUGGCCAACGAGUGGCGCGACUUUGCCCGCGUCAACAGCAUCUCGCCCGGUUACAUCGACACCGGUCUGUCCGACUUCGUCGACCAGAAGGUCCAGGACCUGUGGAACAGCAUGAUCCCCAUGAACCGCAACGGUCACGCCAAGGAGCUCAAGGGCGCCUACGUCUACUUCCUGUCCGACGCUUCCACAUACACCACCGGUACCGAUCUCAUCAUCGACGGUGGUUACACCGCCCGAUAA
Molecule: messenger RNA, 801 nt
Organism: Anthostomella pinea
Lineage: Eukaryota; Fungi; Ascomycota; Sordariomycetes; Xylariales; Xylariaceae
Source: the annotation of a GenBank genome assembly